This is a messenger RNA of Myripristis murdjan (pinecone soldierfish), 996 nucleotides long. RefSeq names its product glycine N-acyltransferase-like protein 3. Gene Ontology annotation, molecular function: glycine N-acyltransferase activity. The transcript is spliced from 5 exons. Gene Ontology annotation, cellular component: mitochondrion. The coding region runs from base 140 to 991 and encodes 283 amino acids. Lineage: Eukaryota; Metazoa; Chordata; Actinopteri; Holocentriformes; Holocentridae. The record is from RefSeq and is a predicted model, not a curated record.
UUGACAGUCAUGUUCGACUGCAGUGACCAACAAGCUGAUACUUCACCGAUUAAGCAAACUUGGUUGCGUUCAGCGGGACCUAAGGAGGAAUAUCGUAACACAGGAGACGCUUUGCAUCAGCAAAUUUAACAAACCAAACAUGAAGGUCCUGAAUGCAGAAGAGCUGCGGGUUGCUGAGGGAGUUUUGUUCAAGCAAUUACCGAAAAGUUUAAGGGUGUAUGGACUCUUACACAGCAUGAACAUGCAUAAAGGAAAUACAGUGGACGUUGUUGUUGAUACGUGGCCUGAUUUUAAGGUCAUCAUUUGCCGACCAGAUCUCAAGUCCAAAUAUACCUGGAAUGUGCAAAUACCUAAAGAUGCCAACAAAACAGUGUCAUACUACAGCACAGAUGAACAGAUACUGAGAAGAAUGUUGACAGAGGAGAACUCACUUGACUGGAGCACUUAUUUUAUGGUGGAAGGAUUUGAUCUCACCCAUGCCACCUUGUUAAAAGACAUGUCCUCUGCCCGAGGUGUCAAUGCCCGGCUCAUCUGCGUGGCACGUGUUAUGUACCUGCCAGACUGCACUUUGCCCCCAGUAGAAAUUGAAAGUGAACUCCGAUCAAGGAUUUCAUCUCUUAACGAUUCCCAUGUUGAGUUAGUGAACAGCACAUGGAAGUAUGGAGGGGACGAGGUGGGCCAUUGGAACAUAAAAAACUACAUCAGCAACUUCCCAUCCUGCUGCAUCACUGACGACCAGGGUCAGCCAGUGUCCUGGAUUCUGGUGUAUAACGACUGUGCCAUGGGCAUCUUAUACACUCUGCCUGAGCACAGACGGAAGGGUUAUGCCAAAAUCGUGGUCAGCACCCUGGCCAGGAAGCUGCAUGCUGAGGGCUACCCAGUGUACUGUUUCAUAGAUGAAGACAAUGAGGUGUCAUACAGGCUCUUCAAAAAGAUGGGCUUUACUCAGGAUCCCUCAUACAGGGCAGCCUGGCUUGAGUUCAACUUUUGAAGUCC